UGACCCGACGUAUCCGAGACAGAUCAUCCCCGAACGUUUCCUAGCGUUGUGAUCCCUGAUUUGAUCCCCGGUUUUCUAGAGCUGUCAGCUGACAUCUUGACCGCCUCGGCCAUCCGGCCUUAUUAAUUUAUACGACCUGAAGACCGAACAGUUAAGGUUUCAGUCUACCAUUCUGAGGAACCCGAAAACGAAUAAUCCGGACGGGUAGAAAAACCAGAGGAAAAUGAAGGUGCUCCGUCCUGGAUAUAUCCGAUAUCCGUCCGUCCCUAUCCGGCUGUCCCAUUGUGGGCAUGGCCGAAGGCGCAAAAUCUACGAUGGGCUUCAUUAAAAGAACCUCUUAGUGCACAGAGGGCAGAAAGAGGGGGGAAACUAUAUCAAGGAGAGUUACUAUCAACGUUUUGGUGUGUACGGGACAGUAGCUGACGCUUAAUCAUCCCGCCAGACGGCGGACAAGCAGGCAAUCGUAUCGUCUUGUCAGGUUUUUGUCACUGAAAACGAUGUUAUCCAGCUUAGUGAAGGAACAUCAGCAACGCUAUAUAGUAAGAAGAGAGGAGCAAGAAAAGAAAAGGAAAGAAGCUAUCAUAGCAGCUAAUAAUUUGACAUCAGCAUUAGUGGAUCAUUUGAAUGUUGGAGUGGCUCAGGCAUAUUUGAAUCAAAAAAGGCUAGAUGCUGAAGCAAAACAUCUCCAUGCAAAUGUGACGCAUUUUGCCAAACAGACAGCGCAGUGGUUACAUCUUGUAGAAAGUUUCAAUCAAGCAUUAAAAGAAAUAGGAGAUGUAGAGAAUUGGGCAAAAAGUAUAGAAGCAGAUAUGAGAACAGUUUCAAGUGCUUUGGAAUAUGCCUAUAAAGUUGGUCAAAGUGCUGCUUGAAAAAUGGAUGAAUAUACAAUAAGUAAUUUGUUAUUAACAGUAAUGUAAUAUGUAAUCCAAAUGUGUAUGAUAUUUAUUAAUCUAAAAAUAUAAAUAAUAAAAAUAAUCUGAUAAAAAAUUA
Messenger RNA from Centruroides sculpturatus (bark scorpion), 990 nucleotides. It is a transcript of the gene Blos1, whose product is annotated as biogenesis of lysosome-related organelles complex 1 subunit 1-like. The coding region runs from base 498 to 869 and encodes 123 amino acids. Gene Ontology annotation, biological process: endosomal transport. NCBI's taxonomy places the organism in Eukaryota, Metazoa, Arthropoda, Arachnida, Scorpiones, Buthidae. The transcript is spliced from 6 exons. The record is from RefSeq and is a predicted model, not a curated record. Gene Ontology annotation, cellular component: BLOC-1 complex.